UGAAAAUUUUCCAGCACUGGCACAUUUUCCGAUCGGCUCCAAAGUGGUAUCAAAAAAUUGCUAGUGAUUUGCUAGAUUUUGCUAGGUGGUUUUUGGAAUUUGCUAUAUUUUGGUUUUUCCGGAAAAUUGAAAAUUUUCCAGCACUGGCACAUUUUCCGAUCGGCUCCAAAGUGGUAUCAAAAAAUUGCUAGUGAUUUGCUAGAUUUUGCUAGGUGGUUUUUGGAAUUUGCUAUAUUUUGGUUUUUCCGGUAACCCGGAAAAUAGAAAAAGGCUCAGCACCGGCACAUUUUCCGAUCGGCUCCAAAGUGGUAUCAAAAAAUUACUAGUGAUUUGCUAGAUUUUGCUAGGUGGUUUUUGGAAUUUGCUAUAUUUUGGUUUUUCCGGAAAAUUGAAAAUUUUCCAGCACUGGCACAUUUUCCGAUCGGCUCCAAAGUGGUAUCAAAAAAUUGCUAGUGAUUUGCUAGAUUUUGCUAGGUGGUUUUUGGAAUUUGCUAUAUUUUGGUUUUUCCGGAAAAUUGAAAAUUUUCCAGCACUGGCACAUUUUCCGAUCGGCUCCAAAGUGGUAUCAAAAAAUUGCUAGUGAUUUGCUAGAUUUUGCUAGGUGGUUUUUGGAAUUUGCUAUAUUUUGGUUUUUCCGGUAACCCGGAAAAUAGAAAAAGGCUCAGCACCGGCACAUUUUCCGAUCGGCUCCAAAGUGGUAUCAAAAAAUUACUAGUGAUUUGCUAGAUUUUGCUAGGUGGUUUUUGGAAUUUGCUAUAUUUUGGUUUUUCCGGAAAAUUGAAAAUUUUCCAGCACUGGCACAUUUUCCGAUCGGCUCCAAAGUGGUAUCAAAAAAUUGCUAGUGAUUUGCUAGAUUUUGCUAGGUGGUUUUUGGAAUUUGCUAUAUUUUGGUUUUUCCGGUAACCUGGAAAAUAGAAAAAGGCUCAGCACCGGCACAUUUUCCGAUCGGCUCCAAAGUGGUAUCAAAAAAUUGCUAGUGAUUUGCUAGAUUUUGCUAGGUGGUUUUCGGAAUUUGCUAUAUUUUGGUUUUUCCAAAAAAGAAAAUUGUUAAUAACAAUAAUAAUGAUAAAUUAAUUUGAUUUUCUCCCUUUCUACUCACAAACAUGUUUUAUUAAAUCCAUUCCAAACCAACGUCAAAUUUGUACAAUCAGUUGAUAAUUGUUGGAAUAUAUAUUUGAUGAAGAAAAAUUGUUUUUACGAAUAUCAUUAUCAUUACCCUUGUUAACUAAUGUUCUCAAAUGUGUACUACUCAAGCACUUUCUAUAUUUAUUAACCCUUUUUUGUAUUUUUUUAUUUACCGUUUAAUAUAGUGAUCCUGAAAAUUUCAAAAUUUUAACACACUUACUUUUGAAGAAUUCGUAAUGUACAUUGGGACUCGACGUCACAAAAAUAAGACUGUAAACCGAAGGCUACACAUUAAUGUUUUUUAUACGUAUAGAUACUACGUACAGUAGAUCUACUGAUAAAAUAAUUUAGUUUUCUUCGAAAUGCUUGUGGCUUAUUGUGUAUAAACAUAUCUAAUUUAAUUUAUUUUAUAUCAUUUCUUGUUAAAUUUAACGAGUGUAGAAUCAACAAAAUAAUAUUCUAAAAACAAAUAUUCGUAUUUGUAAUACGUAUUAUAACGUCUCGUUAUUCGGGGACAUCAAUUUCCGGAAUAUCAUUUAUAUUUUCAAAUUCAUUAAAGUCAGGCAAUUCAAAGUUUUCAUUCUCAUCAAAAUUAGCUAGUAGCUCGUCAAUCCCUUCAUCACUAUCACUUUCAAAAUCACUUAGUUCGGAAAUAUUUCCAUCUAAUAAUUCAACAAGUUCAAAAUGAGUAAGUUAACUCAUUUUAAAAAUAAUGUUAAAAUAAAAAAGGUAAAAUUACGUAGCGAUUAACUAAAGAUCGACUCCGAUACAGCGCCGAAUAUCAAACAACGGGUCAACGUUCGUCGUACCUCGUACGUAUGGCGUAUUUCCGUGUCGUCGGCCGUCCGCGUAUAGCGCAAAUAUAAGUCUUUUAAAUGAAGAAAAUUGGCGUGGAAAAGGAAAUAAUGAAAAAUUAAGAAAAAAAAGACCGUCAAAAUAUUUAGACCCUUGCCCUGAAAUAAAGAAAAUACUGAAUAAAUCGAAAUUAAGAUCAAAUAAAAUUGUUUCCAUGACAAAUGGCAGUAUAUCUACUCCAUUAAAAAAAAAAAACAAAACUUUUAUUGUAAAUAAUACGUGUGCAUUUGAUACUAUUCUAUCGAUAAUCUGCAUUGGCUAUUAUGAUUUUCCAAAAUAUAAAAACUAUAUUGAAAAUAUGAGUAACGAUUUUUUGCAAUUUUGUAAGUCAACAACGGAGCUUCAACAAAAGACUACCAUAAGAGAUAUGAAAUUUUAAAAAUAAGUGGAAUAUUGGAGAGACCAAAUUCCGAAAUGAGUGGUGUACAAUGUUAUGACGCCCAAUGUAAUAUACAGAAUCUCAUAAAGCAAUUGAAAGUUAUAUCGGGUAAAAAAAAUAUCAACUGUGAUAGAUGUUCAUUGGUAAAUAAUGAAUAUCUCAACCUGUUAAGCCCUAAUAUGAAAAUAAUUGGUGCAAAAGGAUUUACUAAAGAAAUAUUAGAAGAAGAAAUACAUAAAUAUAUAUCAACCAAGCAAGAACUUUGUAAUUCAUGUGAUCAUUAUAUCGAAACAAUCUAUGAAGUAGAACCUCAUAUUUUUAUUGACGUUGAUCUUUUGGGCUAUUAUGGAGAUGCAAACUGCAAAAUAUCAUCCAUUCCCACAACUAUAAUGAUAUAUAAAAAUCAGUUCAGCUUACUAGGAAUUGUCGAUUUCAUUGGGAAUAGUAUUUUAGAAGUCAACCAAACAAUGGGUCACUACACAGCCUACAUAAGAAGGUCAGACAACUGGGAACAUCACGAUGAUCUUAAGAAGAAGACCAGACGCGUUUCAUCAGAACAAAUUAUUAAUCCGCAUAUCCUAAUUUAUGUAAUGAUGUAAAAAGCCUAAUAUUUACGAUAUUAUUUACAAUUAUUUUUUACAAUUAUUAUAAAUUAACAUAAACAUAACUAUUUUUUAUCAACAUAACAACAAAAGCUAUACAGAUUUUUUUUUAUACAAAAAUAAAGUAUUGUUAUUUAAUAUUAUUUUAUAUGAACACUAUUAAAUGAAGAAGUCAAG
Messenger RNA from Acyrthosiphon pisum (pea aphid), 3138 nucleotides. RefSeq lists its product as uncharacterized. The transcript has 2 exons. Bases 2395 to 2958 code for a protein of 187 amino acids. The record is from RefSeq and is a predicted model, not a curated record. NCBI's taxonomy places the organism in Eukaryota, Metazoa, Arthropoda, Insecta, Hemiptera, Aphididae.